UCCUUCUCAUUCUCUCUCUCUCUCUCCCCGAGGAUCCAUGAAGAGAACCGGCGUGGUGGUGGCCGCGGCGUCGUCGGCGACCUUGCUCGCCGCCUCAGCUUGCUCCGCCUCGUCGCCGGCUCUCUUCUCCGAUCCCAGAUCCCGAUCUCCAUCCCAAGGCAUCGAGAAGAUCAAUGUUGAGAAACAGUAUUCGAUGACGGAAAGAUACUCUCCGAGAUUCGAUGGCUUGCGAUUCAUUGAAACCCUUGUCACGGCUCAUCGAUGAAUUGUUCUUCGUCAAAUUGGUAUUUGUUGUUCGAUAAACUUGUUAUAUUGAUGUAUAUUUGUGAUGAAAUGAGAUUCCAAAUCGGUGUUGAAAUUUCAUGAUAUAUAUAUUUUUUUUU
This is a messenger RNA of Dioscorea cayenensis subsp. rotundata (Guinea yam), 383 nucleotides long. RefSeq lists its product as uncharacterized. The record is from RefSeq and is a predicted model, not a curated record. Bases 38 to 265 code for a protein of 75 amino acids. The transcript is spliced from 2 exons. NCBI's taxonomy places the organism in Eukaryota, Viridiplantae, Streptophyta, Magnoliopsida, Dioscoreales, Dioscoreaceae.